This is a messenger RNA of Tyto alba (common barn owl), 1640 nucleotides long. RefSeq names its product DBF4-type zinc finger-containing protein 2 homolog. Bases 490 to 1095 code for a protein of 201 amino acids. The transcript has 2 exons. The record is from RefSeq and is a predicted model, not a curated record. Lineage: Eukaryota; Metazoa; Chordata; Aves; Strigiformes; Tytonidae.
GGCACAAGCCAUUGGGAGCCUGGACAUGGGACUGGACUCCAGGACUCCUGGGCCUUUUUGUGGUUUUCCCACUGUCAGGAGAGACUCCUUUUGGGCACAUCACUCAGCAUCACGGUAUUCCAGGUAUCCUUAUCCCAGGAUCCCGUCUGACUAACAUUAGGUAACAGCAUAUUCAAACAUGACCGAUGGGAGAACUAAUUAGAUAAUGGCCACUGCAUAUGCAAAGAGCUAGGAUGACAUUAUAUCAAGGGAGAUGCUAAUUGCAGCUGAUGAAUCCAAUAGCAAGUGCCAGAAAAAAUAUACAUACAGAAGUGGCACUCACUGCUCAGCUAUUAAUUCCCAUGGCAUGCCUCAUUUCCAAGAGAGCUUGGCCACAUAUAAAAGCUUUUGGCCCCAGCGCUGUCCUCAGGACUCAGACUCCCUGCUCAGUACGUCCACCACUGGUCCACGACUGUUUAUCCCUGAGGGUUUGGCCAUCUCUGCCCCCGGAUGCACUACCAUAAAGGCAACAGCGACCAGGACUUAUGCCACGACGGCUCGGUCUGUGGUGAGAAGGGCUCAACGUGGCACAGUUCCACGGGGUGCUGCCACGAAAGCCCCGUGGGCACCACGGACUUGCCCCCUUGCCACGACCCCGGCAGCCUCAGCCGCGACAUUGAGGGCUCCUGCCAGAGCGAGCCGCAAGGCUGCCAGCCCACGGGGCCGUGCCCACCCCGGAGCUGCUGCCCACCACAGCAAAGCUGCAAUCCCGGCAAGCCCCGGCGGCGGGUGGAGGUGAGCCACGUGCAGCCCAUCUGCCCCCCACCCGUGAAAAUCCAUCGCCGGCCACUGCAGCAGUACCGCCCACCCCUGCGCUGCCAGGAGCCCGAUGGCUGCGGCAAGCCCCGGCGACGAGUGGACCAGUGUCCCGUGGAAGAUGUCUGUCCCCCCGUGAUACUGCAUCCCCGACCGCUGCAGCAUCACUGCCGCCGCGUCCCGUGCUGCCACCCACCCGUCCGGCACUGCUGCCCGGCCGCCGUGCCCCUGCCGCUGCAUCCCGGCCAGCACCAGCAAAAACAGGUCCCUCUCUUGCCACCCUGCCUGCAGAAGAAAUGAGCAGGGGGCCAGCGAGGCACUGGGACCCCUCGCCGGGACGUGCUCACGCGCCGCUCAGCAUGGGGGAUGCUUCGCCCCUCGCCGAUGCUCCCGCCUCCGCUUUCGGCACGAUGCAAAGCCACCGUGGCUGAUGGCUUGCUGCUGGUUUUUGCACAGUGGAUUCGGUGACUGCAAACCCCUGCUUGACCCCAGCACUGACACUUUAAAUUCCCAAGGUCCUGCCCUGCCAGGGAGUAGGCUUUAAUCCUCCAAACCCCACUUUGCUCUUCCUCAAGGUAGAGCAACCGUUUCUCCCCUCUUCUGAGAAGGUGAGCAGCCUGGGAGUGGAGAAACCGAAGAGAAAGUGCCUGAACAAGGAUGAGGAAAGAGCCUGCCAUGGAUUCACCUUCUCCCAUGGGUUCAGCAGACUGUGAUUUCAAGGUUGUUUGAAAACAGAGACAGGACUGUACUGGGAAAAAAGUACACACGGUGACCACAGGAACACCAAGGACUCCUGUAAUUUUAUUUUCUCCCUGUGUAUUUAAGAAUAAAAUUGAAAAAAUUUA